GGCCGGUGUAAUUCCGCUGGCCGAUCAGCUGUGUGUUUUGGUGAAUUACGACAAUAAAAAUAAGUCAGGACAAGGACAAAGUCAGGCCAGGACACAAAACUGAAGGAAGGAUGAGCGAGGCCGGCCCCAAUGCGGAUGCCCUGGCGGCCGACGAAAAGCAGCGCAAGUUUCGCAUACAAGCCGCCGCUUUCCUGGGCUUAGUGGGCGGUGUAUCCGCACUGUUUGGAUUCUCGCGCACGCUGGCCACCGCCAAGAAGGCAGACAGCAAGGUGUUGCAGCAGGCUGGCACCCGGCAGGGCAUCAUUCUGAUGGAUGAGGGCGCUACCCUGGCCAUGCGUGCCCUCGGCUGGGGCACUCUGUAUGCGGUCCUGGGCACGGGUGCCUUUUGCUAUGGCUUCUGGAAGCUGAGCGGGGCCAAAGAUUUCCAGGAGUUUCGCCUGAAAAUGGGCAAGGCACUGCCUCGCAUCUCUAAGGAUGAACCACCCAGCAGCCGCACUGACUUCGAGAGCCUCACCGACCUCAUGAAGUACCUGGCCGCCUGGAACAAGGAAUAAACCCAAGUUAAAUAUAAACCUAAGGCCUAAGUAGACUAGAAACCAAACUCCUUGUUAAUUUGAGUUCACAUACAGGCAGACAUACAUAAAUGCUUCCAGUUUCUUAUAAAAAAAAUGUCUCUUGUUUAAUGAUUUUUAAAUUGGAACCCCUUUCAUGGACUUUGCCACAUGAGAGUGAAAGGGAGAGCUAGAGUUACAGAGGCCUGAAGUCGGAGAGAGACGGCAAGUUGAAUUUGUUGCAAAAUGGGGCAUCUUUCAAUAAAUUUUAGCAACGAAACGUUAAAAGUUAGCUUAAUGAAUUAAAUAUUAUUUUAUAAUGUAAUAUUUCAACACUUUAUGUUAAAUUUUGUAAUGAAAAAUAUUUAGGGAUAUAGGAGUUAUAGGUUAUCUUAGGAGUCUCCUUAAAAAAACUAUGGAUUUGCUUUGUGCAACCAAAUUGUCCACAAAAACAUCCGAUCUUUAUCAAAAUUAUAAUGUAUUUGUUAAAGGAAAAGUGUUCUGAGGUACUUGUA
Molecule: messenger RNA, 1066 nt
Organism: Drosophila kikkawai
Lineage: Eukaryota; Metazoa; Arthropoda; Insecta; Diptera; Drosophilidae
Product: transmembrane protein 242
Source: RefSeq, a predicted model, not a curated record